AUGCAAAGAAUCAAUCAAACUCAAGUAAUUUUCGAUGCCUCAUCAGCAUCAGACGAAACCAAAUGUUCGCCAACUGGCGAACAUACGUCAAAGAGGGAGAAGUUUAAACAACUUUUCCACUUCAAAAAAGCAACAACAGUUGAUGCCUCAUUAGCAUCAACUACAGAAACAAAGUGCCCAUCAGUCGAUGAGCACAAAUCAAAAAAAGAAAAGUUCAAGCAGCUUUUCAAAAUAAAGAAAACCAAGACAGUUGAUGCUUUAUCAGCAUCAGAAGAAGAAGAAGAAUGUUCACCAAGCGGUGAGCACAUCUCAAAAAGGGAAAAAUUCAGAAAAUUUUUCCAUUUGAAAAAAACUACGACCAUUGAUGCUUUACCAGCAUCAAUUGAAGAAAAUGAAUGUUCACCAGUCAGUGAUACUGCUGUUGAAGAAGAAAAUGUUGAUGCAUUAUCUGCAUCAAUUGAAGAAGAGAAAUGUUCACCAGUCAGUGAUAUUGCUGUUGAAGAAGAAAAUGUUGAUGCAUUAUCUGCAUCAAUUGAAAAAGAGAAAUGUUCACCAGCCAGUGAAAUUGCCGCUGAAGGAGAAAAAGUUGAGAAAGCUGAUGCAUUAUCUGCAUCGAUUGAAGAAAAUGACUGUCCACCAGUUGGUGGACCCACCGCUAAUUUGGAUCAUCCUGAACCCGCUGCUAAUUUGGAUGAACCUGCUGAAAACGCCACCAAACCCGCCGCUGAUAACGCCAAACCCGCCGAACCCGCCGAACCCGCUGAAUACACUGAAUACGCUGAAUAUGCCGAACCCACUGCAUAUGCCGAACCCACUGCAUAUGCCGAACCCACUGCAUAUGCUGAACCCGCUGCAUAUGCUGAACCCGCUGAGUACGCUGAGUAUGCCGAACCCACCGCAUUGGCUGCAUUUGCUCAACCCACUACAUUUGCUGAAUCCGCUAUCCAACCUCAACCUAGACCUGCUGAGACAAACAUCGCCGAUCUGGACAAUCACGAGGCUUAUGAGCCACGUGAACUUCAAACAUCGUCCAGUUGCUAUUCCGAUGGUCAGUCUUCCUCGCAUAGCUUGGAAGACAGAAUUCUCCGCAGGUUGAGAGAAUCCAUGCUGCCUUUUGCUAUAGAGGUUGAGGAAGAAGAAGGAGAUGCGGACUUGCUAAGCAUUUGCAGCAAUAACAGCGACGAGCCCCAGCACCAGUAUUCAGCAUUGGGACGUGAAACGCCAAAGCUAGUUAUUCCCAAGAAGAGGGGUGCACCUACAUUCAAAGCUGAUAAACACGGAGUUGCUAUUUCCAAGUCACCCAAAGAACCAGAGGCUGUCAAACCAAAUGAGAUUGUUCCCCCCAUUGCUACAGCCGUUGAAGCUACGAAACACAAGGAACCGGAGGCCGAAAAACCAAACAAUGUUGAUUCCUCCAAAGCUAACCGAAAAAUUGAGCGUGCUCCCUCCGUUGAUUCAGCUGUUGACGAUAAGAAAACCAAAAAGUCAAUAGCUAGGAGAAUAGUUGAGCUUGUUCAAUCCCUUGUUGCUUGUUUUCGUGCUAAGCCAAAAGCUGACCCAACUCCCCCCAUCAUCGCUCCAGUUAGGAUACGAACCCCUAUGACAUAUGCAAGGGUUGCUGCUAAUUAUGGGGUGUGGCCAGAUCAUCUGCGCGUCUUUGUUUUGGGAGCAUAA
This is a messenger RNA of Lodderomyces beijingensis, 1674 nucleotides long. NCBI's taxonomy places the organism in Eukaryota, Fungi, Ascomycota, Pichiomycetes, Serinales, Debaryomycetaceae. The record is from the annotation of a GenBank genome assembly.